AAUUCUUUGCCAGAUUAAUGGGGAAGAGAAAGCAGUGAGUGCAGGCAGGAAUCGGAAAGCCUGUGAUGUGCAUUUACAGUAUUUAUGUUUAAAAUAAGCCUCUCACCGGUCUGGGCUACAGUAAAUUUAUGUCUAUAGCAGCUGACAUGGCGGUAAUGGAGGUGUAGAUAUCACAAUAAGAUGAGCAGCAUGAGUAAAUCAAGCGCUUUAUUCAAGAAGUGUGAAGUGAAGUAUUGUGUCGUUAUCUGUGCGAGUGAAGUAAGCAGCUGGAUAAUGACGACUCUCAAGAGGAAGUUAUUGUCAAAGACUGAUGUUAGUGAGACGGUAAAGAAGCGACUCCAGCGGCAGGAUGGAGGACACAGAGACACAGACCAGGGCAAGGAUCAGGACCAGACCUGCAGUCAGUACUUUCUCAGUAAAGCUGAUAAUGCUGCCAGGCUGAGAUUCGACUUCUUUAACCAGCCAUGUGUUGAUUUAGCCAAAGCCCUUCUGGGUAAGGUGCUGGUGCGCAGGCAUUCUGAUGGCACAGAGCUGAGAGCCAGGGUGGUCGAGACGGAGGCCUACUUGGGCGGGGAAGACAAGGCAUCGCACUCGGCUGGUGGCAAGCGCACAGAAAGAAAUGCAGCCAUGUUCAUGAAGCCUGGCACCAUCUAUGUCUACCCUAUUUAUGGCAUCUAUCUCUGCAUGAAUAUCUCCAGCCAGGGGGAAGGGGCAGCUGUGCUGUUACGUUCCCUGGAGCCCCUCCAGGGUCAGGAUGUCAUGAGGAGGCUGCGGGCAUCCAAACGUAAAGAGGGCGCCAAGACAGUGAAGGACAGAGAAUUAUGUAAUGGCCCGUCUAAGCUGUGCCAGGCCCUGGAUGUCCAGCGCUGCUUUGACCGCAGGGACCUGGCCUCAGAUGCUGAUGUGUGGCUAGAGACGGACACAGAGUGGGCGACAUCAGGAGCAGGAGACGUAGUUUCAGCCCCUCGGAUUGGAAUCGAGUCCCAUGGAGAAUGGGCCACCAAACCACUACGAUUUUACCUGCGAGGUCAUCGUUGUGUUAGUGUGGUGGACAAAGUAGCUGAGAGUAAGCAGUAGGAAGUUAACGAGUCCCAUGAGACUAAGAUGGGAAGAUGUUAUGAUGUUUUAAAAAAAUGUAGUGUUGCCAUGACAGGAACAGUCCACUAAUAUUUGGAAGCAUUAGCACAUGUGAAAGCCAAAGAGGUGAAGUGUUUUGUAAUAAAUCUCUACGUCUGGGA
Molecule: messenger RNA, 1238 nt
Organism: Pangasianodon hypophthalmus (striped catfish)
Lineage: Eukaryota; Metazoa; Chordata; Actinopteri; Siluriformes; Pangasiidae
Gene: mpg
Product: N-methylpurine DNA glycosylase
Exons: 3
Coding region: 181-1077 (298 amino acids)
Biological process (GO): base-excision repair
Molecular function (GO): DNA binding; alkylbase DNA N-glycosylase activity
Source: RefSeq, a predicted model, not a curated record